Populus trichocarpa (black cottonwood) is the source of this 1567-nucleotide messenger RNA. RefSeq lists its product as uncharacterized. Bases 432 to 1190 code for a protein of 252 amino acids. Gene Ontology annotation, cellular component: mitochondrion; nucleoplasm. Gene Ontology annotation, molecular function: cadherin binding. NCBI's taxonomy places the organism in Eukaryota, Viridiplantae, Streptophyta, Magnoliopsida, Malpighiales, Salicaceae. The transcript has 4 exons. The record is from RefSeq and is a predicted model, not a curated record.
CUCUCUCAUUUCUUUUUGGAGAUUUAUAUAUAGAUAGAUAGAUACUGACGGCUAUCUGACUUUCUCGGACCUUGUUUGGUUCCUCAGGAAAUUGAAAGAAAAAGAAUUGGCGAGAGAGCUGAUAAUAAUUUUGAUUUUUCAGGUCGAAUUUGUUGCUUUUGCUGUUGAAGCUUAAGUUUUUGUUAGCAUAAAAUGCCCAGGGAUUUGUCGCGGUCGCCUUCAUAUAGGCGAAGGCGUUCGCCGUCGCUUGUGGGGAGUAGGUAUAACAGGAAGAAGAGUCGAAGGGAGAGGAGCCGUUCUCCGUAUUCGUAUAGCAGCUUCUUCGUGUGAUAAAAGAUGGAGCACAUGAUGGUGUACGAGGUAACUGUAUAUGCUUCUAUGUUUAUUGUGCUAGAUGGUGGGGGGAUCCAAAACUGCUUUGCACAUUGUUGAUGUGCAUACUAACAUUUUUUACGUCUAAUCAUGUUUCUGUAUCAUACAGAAGGAGAAGUCGCUCUAUUUCUCCUCGCCGGCACAAAAGCCGUUCUUCAACCCCGAGACGCCGUAAAAGUCGUUCUCCAACUCCAAGGCGUUAUAAGAGGCAAAGAAGCAGUAGUUCCUCAAUGUCUCCUACUCAUAAAUCUUCUAGUCCAAGUCUUGGGUCAGUGGAGCGCAAAAUUGUUAGUGAAAAAAUGAGAAAAGAAGAAGAAGAAGAGAAGAAGAGGCGCCAGCAGGAAGCAGAACUAAAACUGAUAGAAGAAGAGACAGCAAAGAGGGUGGAAGAAGCUAUUCAGAGGAAAGUUGAAAAGAGCUUGAACUCUGAGGAGAUCAAGGUGGAGAUACAGAGGCGUUUAGAAGAGGGGCGGAAAAGACUUAUUGAUGAAGUUGCCGAUCAACUUGAGAAAGAAAAAGAAGCUUCUCUAAUAGAGGCUAGGCAAAAGGAGGAACAAGCUCGGAAAGAGAAAGAAGAGCUGGAGAGGAUGCUUGAAGAGAAUCGGAGAAGGAUUGAAGAAAGUCAAAGAAAGGAGGCCUUGGAGCAGCAACGGAGAGAGGAGGAACGGUAUCGAGAACUAGAAGAGCUCCAAAGACAAAAGGAAGAAGCAAUGAGGAGGAAGAAGCAACAAGAGGAGGAAGAACGUGUAAAGCAGAUGAAAUUGUUGGGUAAGAACAAGUCUAGGCCCAAGUUGUCAUUUGCACUUGGCUCGAAGUGAAAACACUUGAAGAAGCUGAUUUCAGUUUCUAUAAAUGUAUGUGAUAAAGGCUCUAUUAAUGUUAGCAUUUGUGAUUCGAGGGAUGUUGCAAUGUUUAGUAGUUUUUGGUGUCGGCUCCUCAUUCCGAGAUUGCCAUUAGCAAGUUUAUUUUUCUUAGAUCCGUUUCAUUGCCGUAGCCCGCCGGUAAGGACGGUCCUCGACCGAUUUGAUAGCGGAGCAAGCCCGGGGCAUGUUCUUUGAUGGCUGUGAGAGACAAGCUCAGAGCUUCUUAUUUAGUUUGUUUUUGGUAGCGAAAACAGAGUGUGAAGAGCUCAACUCUUGUCUGUAUAUCUCAACAGUGAGUUUUUUUAAUCUACGUUAAGAGAGAUUGACGUGUA